AUGGCGCAGGUUUUCAGCGAUGAAGUAAGUACAGUUGAUGAAGUCGUCGGCACAAUGAGCGGAUAUGAGUCUCAAAACAAUGGAAGAAUUCAUAAAAGCCUUGCAGCUUUUCGAAAAAAGGAGGAAGUUGAUUUAUGCCAUCCUCUAGGUCACCAGUCUUACAAACUUGUUGAAUACUUUGAGGGUAUUUUAGGGGUUGCAAAGAUCAAAGAAGGGUUACAAUCCAACUACCUGGAUGUUGGAGGUUUAACCAAGAGCUUAUCAAGGAGAAAUAAAAAAGCGAAGAGAAAGAGGCUCACUAUUGCUGAAGAAUUGGUUGCCAAACUUUCCAUCAUUUUCAUUGAUGAGCUGACAUCAGGUCUUGAUGCUAGAGUAGUUUCCAUUAUUAUGCGUACUGAGAAAUCAAGAACUUAUCAAGGAGCUAAGCACUCCAUAACCAGGCUCCAGUGA
Malus domestica (apple) is the source of this 450-nucleotide messenger RNA. The record is from RefSeq and is a predicted model, not a curated record. NCBI's taxonomy places the organism in Eukaryota, Viridiplantae, Streptophyta, Magnoliopsida, Rosales, Rosaceae.